Rotaria sordida is the source of this 831-nucleotide messenger RNA. Lineage: Eukaryota; Metazoa; Rotifera; Eurotatoria; Philodinida; Philodinidae. The record is from the annotation of a GenBank genome assembly.
AUGGGUGCCGAAGAGUCAAGGCCACGAGCAUCUGGAGGACUUAGUGAUCGAGAUGGUGCAAUUGAUUUUACUGAAUUCAUAGUAGGAAUCACCGUUUUUCGGGAAAAAGCUCUAGAGACGCGACUUGAACGAGUGUUCGAUAUAAUCGAUGUAUCGGGCGAUGGAUAUAUUAGUUUCGACGAGAUGCUCAAUUUCAUGUCCAAAGUGCUGAUACUGGCAGAUCCCCAAAAAAGGAAGAAUAUUGAUGGGAAAACUCUUGCUGCUAUGGUCUUCACUAUGUUUGGUCUCAACAAUACAUCCCAGAAAAUAAGCAAACGUCAAUUUAUAGAAGGAAAAGAUUCACAUCCACACCCACACCCACCCCCUGAUUGGAAAAUAUCUGAAAAUACAAAUGUUAUUAUUUGGCCAGGAAAUUCCUUAAUACCUCCGACUGGUCGAGCAAUACUUAAAGAUGUACCUAUAAGAGUUGGUAUUAUUGAAUCAAUUCCAUUUACAAUAGUUACAAAUGUUAUUGAUGAAUCUGGACAGAAUACAACGAAACUAACUGGUUAUGUACCUGAUCUUAUUGAAUUGUUAGCUGAUAAAAUUGGAUUUAUUCCAAAAAUUCAAUUAGCACCAUCAAAUCAAACAUAUUCAGGAUUAAUUCAAGUAGUAGUUAAUGAUGAUUAUGGUAUUGCUAUUGGUGAUGUUACAGUUAUUGCUACACGAAGAGAAUUAGUUGAUUUUUCUAAUGCUAUAUUUGAUAAUUCGUUACGUAUAAUAAUGGGAAAAACAUCUGAUGUUACUAUUGAAUUAUUAUCAUUCUUAAAAGCAUUUUCACGCAAUCUUUGA